Molecule: messenger RNA, 2555 nt
Organism: Ruditapes philippinarum (Manila clam)
Lineage: Eukaryota; Metazoa; Mollusca; Bivalvia; Venerida; Veneridae
Product: tetratricopeptide repeat protein 39C-like
Exons: 12
Coding region: 135-1838 (567 amino acids)
Biological process (GO): cilium assembly
Molecular function (GO): protein binding
Source: RefSeq, a predicted model, not a curated record
CAUUUUUUUUCAAACCGGAAGUGGGUGAUAACCGAUACAAAAUGGCUGACUUUGACCACUGAAUAAACAAUCACAUGACAUUUUCUUUAUUUGCUCGCUUUAGAUAGGUUUUUAAUCAUCAAAUUCAUCGAAAGAUGGCUGAGUCUAGUAAGCAAAUGAAUGAGUUGGAAGAAGGAAACUCUGUUGAGGAUGACACUGAUAUUUUUGAUGAAAUGAAAGUCGCUAGGAAUGGAAUCAACAAACUGCUAAACAAUAACUUUGAAGAUGCGUUCAAAUUGUUUCAGCAACACAAGGAAGAAAGUCCUCUUAUGCAUGCAGGAUACAGUUUUGUUUACUUCAUGCAAGGGUUGAUGUCAUUUGAAGAGGAACAGAUGGACAAGGCACUAAAGGCUUUAGAAGAGACGGAAAAGAAAUGUGAAGUUAGUGAUGGAUUUGUCAAAUCUAUAAAGAAAAAGUUUGGCAAGAAGAAGAAAAAAGAGGGUCAGCAGAUCAGUGUAGAGGAGAGAAUACAGAGGCAAGUCAUAGUGGGUGACUCGCUGUUGUAUCAAGCCAUUCUAGUCUUCACCGGACAAGAUAUACCCAGCUACAUCAAAGGUGGUUGGCUGCUUCGUAAAGCUUGGAAAAUAUAUGAAAAACUGUAUAAAGAAGUAACCAAUUUACGUGAAAAUCCUAAAAUGAAGAAAUCCACAUCAAAGGCUAGUAUAUCCAGUAAUAGUAUAACAUCUGAUGGACCGAUUGAUGACAAUGACAAUGAGAUACCGAAGGAGGUUCUAGAUCGACUACAGGGUGCUGUUAAUUUCGGUUACGGAACUUUUCAGAUUUGUAUAUCAAUGAUUCCACCUAAGAUUAUAAAGAUUAUAGAAUUUCUAGGUUUUGAAGGUGAUCGUGUACUAGGACUGGAGGCGUUAAAUUAUACAAGCCACUCGGACUCAAUGAAUGCGCCACUAGCUACUUUAGGACUAUUAUGGUACCAUACAGUAUUAAGACCAUUCUUUGCAUUGGAUGGAGCCAAUGGUUAUGACGCAGGUUGCGAUGAUGCUGAGAAACUCAUAGAGACUAAAAAUGAACAAUUCCCAAACUCUUGUUUAUUCCUAUUCUUUCGUGGAAGAAUACAUCGUUUAAGGAAACAAACUGACCUGUCACUGAAGAUGUACAAUGAGGCAUUUCAGGCAGCAGACGGCCAGAAAGAACUGGAGCUUAUGUGUCAAUAUGAAAUUGGUUGGUGCAAUAUGAUGAGGUUGAACUGGAGGGAGGGACUUACAGCAUUCACAAGGUUGAGGAAAGAAACAAAAUGGUCCAAAUGUUAUUAUUCAUACAUGGAAGGGGUGUGCCUUGGAGGUAUGGGGGAUAUCAAGGGGGCGUUUGAUUUAUUUAAAGAGGUUCCAGGUCUGUUGAAGAAAAAGAACAACCAGAUAGAGGCGUAUGUAUCCCGACGAGCAGAGAAAAUGAAAAAGAGCCCACCUACUCAGGAAUAUUGUAGAUUACUAACAUUAGAACUCAUCUUUUUAUGGCACGCUUUACCCACCCUAACUGUAGAGGAACUGAGGCCCUACCUCGAUGUAUGUGAUAUGCAGACAGACCAUAAAGUGUUCCAUUUAAGAAGUCUUCUAGAAGGUGCAAUAUACAACCAAUUAGGUGAAGAUGAGAUGGCAUUACAGUGUCUAGAUGAAUCUAUAGCUCGCCAUUCCGGUAUGAAAGAUGAUUUACAUGUACCACCAUUUGCUUUGUUUGAAAUGGCAUCUAUACACAUGAAGAAACCCGAGGGAUUCCCUAAAGCCAAAGCUUUGUUAGCAGAAAUUAAGGUUUGUAGUUACUGUUUUCAAACUUUUAAACCAUGAAAUUAUAUAACUUUACAUUACCCUUCCUUUAUGAACAUAUGUGUAGAAUCUAGACCCCUGACUUAUAGGUGGUUAGCCUUACAAAUGAGUAAAUAUAGUAAUUAUCAAGAAAUAUGUUCCAUGAGAAUAUGUUCUUAAAAGGAAGCUCCAGGUAACAUGGAAUAGUUUAUGAUAUUUGGAGUGAAUUCAACCUCAGUACAAAAUGAAAGAAAAAUCAACAAUAGUUUUUAGCUGAUAAAAGAGCAUUGUCUCUUUAGAUGUUAUGCUUAACUAACAAUUUAGUGGUAUUUAGCCUGAGUUAUGUGAAUUUGAAAAUCUAGGAUAUUAAGUAUUAUUUGAUAUGUUGAGUAAACACUGGUAAACAGAUAGGCAAGAAAAGCUAUUUGUCUCUCAGCGCUGAGUCAGAAACCAUGUGGAAUUAGUAGUCCGUCACUUGUAGAGAAGGGGCAUCUGUGGCCGAGUGGUUAAGGUUGUUGACUUCAAACCACUUGCCCCUCACCGCUGUGGGUUAGAAUCCCGACAGGGACUUGGAUUCUUUCAUGUGAGGAAGCUAUCCAGCUAGCUUACGGAACGUCGGUGGUUCUACUCAGGUGCCUGUUCGUGCCUGAAAUAAUGCACGGAGGGGCACCUGAGGUCUUCCUCCACCAGUAAAGCUGGAACGUUGCGAUAUGACCUAUACUGUGUCGAUAUGAGGUAAAACCCAAUCAAACAAACAAA